This is a messenger RNA of Entelurus aequoreus (snake pipefish), 5400 nucleotides long. RefSeq lists its product as uncharacterized. Gene Ontology annotation, molecular function: aspartic-type endopeptidase activity. The coding region runs from base 2254 to 4386 and encodes 710 amino acids. Gene Ontology annotation, biological process: proteolysis. The record is from RefSeq and is a predicted model, not a curated record. The transcript is spliced from 2 exons. NCBI's taxonomy places the organism in Eukaryota, Metazoa, Chordata, Actinopteri, Syngnathiformes, Syngnathidae.
UGCCUUCACAAUGUGGAAUAUAUACUGUAUGGUUUUUUUGUCAAUCGCUUUUUAUUGACAGAGGUUAUAGCCGUUUUCCAUCCAUGUUAGUGUAAAGACAGAAAUGAAGAGCGGAACUAAUGUGUAGUGAAGUAGUUGCCCGUAGGUCCCUUUUUAGGUGUGGGUAUUUCCUCCCCCUCCCCUCAGAGGAAACUUGGGAAGCUUCAAGGAUUGUUCGUGUCUUCACUCUUCUUAAACAUUGCCUGUGUUUUCCAGGGGUUAGACUAUGAACACAACCUUUUGUCUACUGAACUCACACGCCUGUGAGACCGGUAACAAAUAGUGGGGGCUCGUCCGGGAUCUCUCGUCCACUUAAGCGGAGGAGCUGAUCCAGAGAUAUCAGAACCGUAAAACCAGGGUGACUGCAGCCUACAAGGGAGCCAGCAGGUGUCCACAGUGAGCAGGAUUCCAGCAUCACAGAGGGAGCCGUGCUGUUUAACCAGGGGCCACCAGCCAUCCCGCGAGCACAUCUGAUUCAAAAAGAUCACGUUGUAAAACUACUAAACUCUCCACCAUGACAGGCGCGCGUAAGGAAAUGGUGUGGAGUAUCAAAAAGAACUUGUUUCGGCUCUCAAGUGCCGAUCUUCACCAAGUAGCAAGGAGCAUUGCAGCCGAUGAACAAGACUUUGUCAAGACAAAUGUAAGCGAUGAUGAGGGUGCCAUGGACUUUAUCAUCACCUAUCUUCAGUCCCCCGCCUUUCUGGAACUGGAAGAUGAAGGUAUGGGCAAUUUGUUGAUGCUGAAUGAUUUAAUCCGUCAGAUGAUUUCCUGCGUUGCUGCUGAUUUACCUGUAAAUGUAGACAGUGAUGUUGUACAUGUUUCGCCUAGCGCCACCCCACUCACUGUAACUACAGGCACUUCAUUACCAUCAUCAUACCAACAUUCCUACAACACAGUCACAAAGCUAUAUGCUAAUAAUGCUACUAACUUAAGCUGUGACACAACUUCACAGUCAGUAGGAGAACUUAGAAGAGUGUAUGAUGAGUUAGGUGAAAGGCUUAGACAGUAUGAGGCUGAAGGUAUUGCUCAACCCACUACACCCAACCUUGUAAGACCACAUCAGAUGACUGAGAGGUUAGUUCCCUUUAACGACCUCACCUAUUUUCAGUGCCGAGAAUUUAAAGUACAUGGUGGACAAAUUGCAGAUCAUACAUCAGACAUUAGCUACAACAAUGUUUGCAAACAAAUUAAUGAAGGGGUUAAAGAGGGUUUUACAGGGCCAGAAGUAGUCAGAGGGGUUUUAAGGGUUGUUAAACCAGGCACUUUUCGAGACAUGCUUGUAAACAAAGAUGAAAUUAGCAUCCCUGAACUCAAGGGCUUCCUAAGGUCCCACCUAGGUGAAAAAGCAACCACCGAAAUGUUCCAGGAGCUAAUGUGUGCUCGACAAACUGAACAUGAGUCACCCCGACAGUUCCUUUAUCGCAUGAUUGGGCUAAAACAAAAAUUGUUAUUUCAGUCAAGGCAGGCUGGCACAGACGUUUCUUAUGAUCCAAAGACAAUCCAGGAAGUGUUCCUCCACACAAUUUACCAGGGGUUUGGAGCCAAAUAUGCUGACCUUCGGCAGAGACUGAGGCCCAUCAUUUCUAACCAUCAAAUAAGCGAUGAAGAAAUCCUCAGCCAUGUCAUGAAAAUCAUUAAUGAUGAAAAUGAACACCUUCGUAGACUUGGUCAAACAACCCGUCAGAAAACAAUACAUGCUAACAGUGCCAAAGUGGACACAGAGGGCCAUUGUUAUGAACAAGGUAGAGAUGCAACUGUAAAUAGCACAAACACACAGACACUGGAGCAACUCAGUGACCAAGUCGCUAACCUGACACAACUGGUGACAACACUGAUGGAACGGCAAGCGGUUAGCACCCAUACCCCCGCACUGCCAAUCCGACCACAAGCCCCGUCUAAUUUUGUCUCACAGCCUCUAGUCAAUCGACAGCCCCAACAACCCCCAGCUCAAAAUCCAAGUCAAAGCAAGAUAAGAACAGCUUUCUGCUGUAAAUGCACUGAACAGAAUGUGCCCGAGUGUAACCACUGUUUCACGUGUGGACAAGCUGGACACAGAGCAGUGGGGUGUUUGAAGCGGAUUAAGUUUCAGUUAAACGAAAUGCGGUCUCUGUCGAGGGACAGCCAGAGUCCAAUGCACAACUCAAGUCCCCACCAAUAAGCUUAGCCACUGAACUCGUAACACAAAGAACUAAAAGUGACAGAGGCAAAACAGAAAUGGUUUCAGGCAAUCGUACCCCAAUUCCCGUAGCACCUUUGGUUGGUAAUAAAAGUCUGUUGGAUUGCCUAAUAAGUGGCUAUCCCGUAAGUGUCCUAUUUGAUUCAGGCUCCCAGGUGAGCAUAAUUGAUCGUGAUUGGGCAAAUACACACAUUCCUAACUAUGCAGUAAGGCCACUCAAGGAACUUAUUGAGGAGAACCUGGAUGUUUAUGCGGUAAAUGGACAAGCAAUCCCCUAUGAUGGGUGGGUUGAAUUUACUGUUAAUCCGGCAGGAAAUGAUAAUCCAAACCUAACUAUACAAGUCCCAUUCCUAGUCAGCCAGUUGUCGCUAUCCCAGCCACUUGUAGGUGCAAAUGUGAUUGAGGCAAUCAUCAAGAGAUCGGAGUCAUCUGGGGAUGCAGCCGCCAGGGUUACCAGCCUCCUAUGUCGCGCAUUUAAGAUGGAAGCAGAUGAAAUAAAAGCCAUGGUAAACAUUCUCCAGGUUCCCCAUGAAGCAAACUGCGACCAAGUCACAGUGAGGGUAGGAAAAGAUAACAUCAUCAUCCCAGCUGGAAAAACUGUACAUGUGUGGUGUAGAAUACCGCAAAACUUCAACACCUCAGACCCACUAGUCCUGUAUGAACCCAUGGAGGAAAACACAGCUUUAAGACAGUUCAGUGUAGGAGAGGGUGUUUUAGAGAUCUACAACAGUCAACGACCUUACAUAAAAAUACCUGUUCCCAACCAUUCAAAACAUGACAUUAUUUUACCAAAGAGAACUGCCAUGGAGACUAUACAACACAUUGACAAAAUUUUAGAGAAAGAUACACCAGACACCCGGCAGACUGCACAGACAAAUGCAAAAUAUAGUGCAACUGAGGUAAGGGCAGUCUCUUCAAAAAACCCUGUUGAGCAUUGGUUGCCCCCUGUCGAUCUCAACCACCUGAGUCUCGAACAACAAGAACUAGUGAAGAAAGUACUUUGUGAGGAGUCAGGUGCAUUUUCCCGUACUAGUGAUGACAUCGGUUGCAUCCCGUCCCUUCAAAUGGAGGUCAUAGUCAAAGAUGACAUUCCAGUUCAAAAGUCCUAUGCAUCAAUCCCAAAACCCCUUUACAAAGAAGUAAAAGAGUACCUUCAAGAGCUUUUAGUGAAGGGAUGGAUUUUUAAGUCCCGGUCUCCUUAUGCAGCCCCAGUCAUAUGUGUAAGAAAAAAAGAUGGCACCUUACGGCUAUGUAUAGACUAUAGGCUUCUGAAUAAUAAAACUGUACCUGACAGACACCCCUUGCCCAGGAUCCAGGACCUCACUGACUCCCUGGGAGGUUACAACUGGUUCUCAAUUCUCGAUCAAGGAAAAGCUUACCAUCAGGGCUUCAUUGCCGAGGGGUCAAGAUAUCUGACGGCAUUCACAACUCCUUGGGGUCUGUACGAAUGGGUCAGGAUCCCAUUUGGACUAUCAAAUGCCCCAGCUGCAUUCCAAAGGAGCAUGGAGGAGAUGCUCAGCGCCCUCCGAGACGAAUGCUGCAUCCCUUACCUCGACGAUGUGCUGUGUUAUGCCAAAUCAUUUGACGAGCACUUGGAGGUGCUGCGCAAAGUCCUCCAAGCUUUACAACGACAUGGAGUGAAGUUAAAACCUGAGAAGUGUGAGUUAUUUCGCAAAGAGGUCCGGUAUGUUGGUCGACUAGUUUCAGCUGAAGGUGUGAGAGUUGAUCCCAAAGACCUAGAAGCUGUCCAGGCACUGGCACAAAAGACACCACAGACAGUUGGAGAUGUCAGGCAGUUAAUGGCAUUUUUGAGUUACUAUCGGACAUAUGUGCAGGAUUUCUCAAGAAUAGCAAAACCUUUGUAUGACCUGCUCCAGGUGAGGAUCGACAACCAACAGCCUCAUGCGCCACAUGGAAAGAACAAGAGUGCCCAGCAGUCAUCUCAAACGCCAGUGAACUGGUGUGAGGAUCACCAAAGAGUCCUGGAAAGCCUAAUUGACAUGCUCACCAAACCCCCAGUACUGGCCUACCCCGAUUUUGACAGCCCUUUUGUUCUCCACCCAGAAAGGCUUAGGAGCAGUUCUCUAUCAGAAGCAAAAUGGAAAGAUGAGGAUUAUUGGAUAUGGUUCACGUACAUUGACACCAGCAGAGCAGAAUUACCAUCUACAUAGUGGGAAGCUUGAGUUUUUAGCCCUGAAGUGGGCAGUGUGUGAUAAAUGUAGGGAUUAUCUGUUUUACGCACCCCACUUCACGGUCUACACAGACAACAAUCCUUUGACAUAUGUGCUUAGCACUGCCAAACUCAAUGCUGUGGGUUACCGUUGGGUGGGUCAGCUGGCGGAUUUCAAUUUUGAUAUAAAAUAUAGACCCGGCAGAAGUAACAUCGAUGCAGACACUUUGUCUCGCUGCCCCUUGGAUAUUGGAUCCUUAAUAGAUGAGUGUUCCGAAGAACUAUCUCAAGAAGCGGUAGGUGCAAUAUGGGAAGGAGGUCGGCGAGGCCAACAAGGGGAUGUAGCCUGGGUGGCAGCUCUUAACUUUAUAUCUGAGGAACAACCCCAAACAGAACCUCUGCCACAGAUAAGUCAUGACGAGUUGGUCAGAGAACAAAGGAAAGAUGCAGGAGUUGGAAAAGUUAUGGAACUUAAAGAGAAAGACAUGACACUCACACAGGUGGACAAACUUAAAACUGACAUAAACAUCAGAAAACUGUUACGAGAAUGGAAUAGACUAGUUAUAGAGGAUGACCUUCUUUAUAGGAAGACUAAAGAAAGAAGACAACUAGUAAUUCCCGCCACCUAUAAGCAGACAGUUCUUGUCCACCUUCACAACCGCAUUGGGCCAUAUAGGUGUCGAAAAGGUGCUAAACUUAGCAAGAGCCAGGUUCUACUUGCCUUUCAUGAAAAGGGAUAUUGAAGAGUAUGUAGCUAAAAAGUGCCCCUGUAUCAAGCAGAAAAAACCCACAUUGCACGAAAGAGCACCCAUGAGUAACAUUACAUCAAACUCACCUUUGGAGCUCGUGUGUAUUGACUUUCUGCAUUUAGAAGCUAGCCGUGGAGGGUUUGAGUACAUUUUGGUUGUUAUAGACCAUUUCACUCGUUUUGCACAGGCCUAUCCCACCCGUAAGAAAGCUGGCAAGACAGCAGCCGAUCGACUGUUCAAUGACUUCAUCCCUAGAUUUGGGUACC